AUGCAACGGCUGUUGUCGGUGACGCUUAUCUCGCUCGCCAUUGUGGCAGCCGAACCUCACAUCGCCCACAGACUAAGCCCAGCAACCCCGCAAGGUCGCCUAGUGGGUGGUCGCGAGGCACCGAUCGAGCGCUAUCCCCACCAAGUGCUGCUGGAAGCACGUGGCCAAGGAUUCUGCGGUGGCAGUAUAAUAUCGAAGCGUCACGUGCUCACGGCUGCCCAUUGUCUCGUGUAUCCCGCCGAAUGGGUGCACGUGCGCGCCGGCACUGCCAAUCGAAGCCUCGGCGGCAGCGUUCACCGAGUCGUCAGGUGGUUCGAGCACGAGCAGUACGAAGUCGACGAGCGCGGCGUUCCGAGCAACGACAUCGCCGUUUUCGAGGUGUGUGGACCAUUUAGCAUCGACGGCUCGCGCAAGCCGAUAGCCCUGUUCUCGGCCAACGAGACGUCGAGCGUUGGCUCGCCGGCCACCAUCACAGGCUGGGGAAGUCUGCUGAGCGAAUUUGGCCGCGUAUCUCAAGCAUUGCGAGCAGCUACGAUUCCAUUGAUCGACGUGAACGUCUGUCGGGAAGCUUACAAGACCUUCGGUGGUUUACCCGAGGGUCAGAUCUGCGCUGCUUAUUACGGUGAGAGCAGCAGGGACGCUUGCCAAGGCGAUUCCGGUGGCCCGUUGGUUAUUGGCGGCAGACAAGCUGGCAUCGUGAGCUGGGGCAAUGGUUGCGCCAAGCAAGGUUACCCGGGAGUUUAUACCGAAGUUGCUCGGUACAGGGACUGGAUCGAGUCGAAAAUUGGAAGACUCGAUAGUUUGAUUUAAAGCAAG
This is a messenger RNA of Phymastichus coffea, 816 nucleotides long. Its product is annotated as trypsin-1-like. Gene Ontology annotation, molecular function: serine-type endopeptidase activity. NCBI's taxonomy places the organism in Eukaryota, Metazoa, Arthropoda, Insecta, Hymenoptera, Eulophidae. Gene Ontology annotation, biological process: proteolysis. The transcript is spliced from 3 exons. The coding region runs from base 1 to 810 and encodes 269 amino acids. The record is from RefSeq and is a predicted model, not a curated record.